Cadophora gregata is the source of this 2425-nucleotide messenger RNA. RefSeq lists its product as uncharacterized. Gene Ontology annotation, molecular function: catalytic activity; pyridoxal phosphate binding; molybdenum ion binding. The coding region runs from base 136 to 1290 and encodes 384 amino acids. The transcript is spliced from 4 exons. Lineage: Eukaryota; Fungi; Ascomycota; Leotiomycetes; Helotiales; Ploettnerulaceae. The record is from RefSeq and is a predicted model, not a curated record.
UACACGUAAAAGAUAACAAACUAAACUUGAGCUCCCUCAAGACGACAACACAUUCCUCCGCACGAUAAGCAAUAACACCGCAUGAUCAUAUUCGAGUGUACCGAGAAGAAAUAUUAAAACCUGGCCACAUUCAAGAUGAAGGUCACAGAGCUCAUCGUCUACCCUAUCAAAUCCCUUCGAGGCAUGUCUCUUCCCAGCGCGACCCUGACACCCCAAGGAUUGCUCCACGACCGUCGAUACCUUCUUCUCCGACCCCAGGAGGAUGGAAGCUGGGCAUAUAUGUUUGUAGGGGAUAGACCAGAAAUGGCAUUAUUUCACUGCGAGCUUGCCUCAUCUCCACCCAGUUCUUCACCAUCCAGCUUCAUCGUUCGAUACCGAGUCCCCUCUCCACCAAUCACACCUCCCAACCCAGCCCAAGAAACAAAGGUCACCAUCCCCUUCACACCUAGCCUCGAUGAUAAAGUCAAAAUCGAGAUAGAUCUCCACACCAGCAAGUCCUACCCAGCAUGGAUAAUGGAUGCCUCCAUCAACGACUGGUUCACGGCAUGUUUCGGAUACCCAGUCGUCCUCGCCUUCAUCGGCGACAGCCUCGGGAUCCGUAAACCAAAGACCGACGCCGUAGCUUCAUCUUGGCUGCAAGAAAUGAAAGGCGCAAUCCCGACGCAGGCCUCAAACAUACAGUUCUCAGAUAAUGCCGCUUUGCUCGUGACGUCCGAGGCUUCACUCGGUGACCUCCAUCCUCGGUUACCAGGCGAUGAGAAGGCCGUUCAUGAGAAGUUCCGCCCGAAUAUCAUUCUUGAUGGGACGAAGGCUUGGGAGGAGGAUCUCUGGACGAGUUUGACUUUCCCAAAUGGGGGCGGGAAGGUCGUUCUUACGAGUAAUUGUGCGAGGUGUAUUAGUGUUAAUGUGGAUCUUGAGCAUGGGAAGAUGGGAGACGGAGAAAGUGGGAAGCUGUUGAAGAAGAUGAUGAAGGAUAGGAGAGUAGAUACGGGGAAGCAAUGGGAGCCAGUCUUUGGAAGGUACGGCUUCCCAGUGGGGCCUGGGACGUUGAGUGUUGGUGAUGAGGUGGUAGUAGAGAAGGGAGAGAAGACGAGUGUAUGGAAUGGACUUGUUCCCAGACUGUCAACCUUCGACCCAGCGCCAGCACCAAAGUUCCCCUAUAUCUCCGCCAUCCCCGUCCAAUACCGUCUCGCGUUCUACAUUGCUGUUCUCGCGCUUCUGAUUGCAUUUGCCAAAACGCCUGAGAACGGAUAUGAUUUCCAGAACUGGUUCAGCAAGCAAAGUAUCUGAUGAUCUGAUCACGUAAAAUAUGUCCAAUAGAAUCAACCGUGCCAUUAGUAGGGGAAAAAAAUGGGACUUCUUGGCUGUGAAUGGACAUUUGUAUCCUUAAUUGACGGGCGAGGGCAGAACAGAAGGGCCGUAGAAAACUUCGUUCAUGGAAAAAAAGGGCCGACCCAUCUCUUCCCCCGUCGAUAUCUCCAACACGGCAAGUAGGAUACACACAUUAUCUACGCAACCAUACUUGCAUGAUCGCCAUACACUCCUCCUCAUGUUUAACCUCCCGUCCAAUACUUCUAGAAAGACUCAAGACCACAAGGAUAUGACAGCCCUACGCAGCCUUAUGUCGUACAGCCAUACAAUGACGGGCACUCACAGGAUCGGGAUGAAUCAAUUCAAUGUCACACGACAUAUCUUGCCAGCACGCCGAAGUCCACACUCUCUUGCAUGAUCGCCGCGGCCCAACGUAUUUAAGCUUAUUUAUUUUGUGGUCUGUCAUGUAGUGCAUACAUGCACAUGUAGCACACGCCCUGCGUGUGAGAAACGUGGACAGAGGGAGAGAGACAAGAACAAGCCUUAUAUUGACUACAGCCCUACUGUGACGGGAAUAGAUCGGACACUGACAUGGAGAAGUGGGAAAGUUUUCAGGCAUGUUUUUAUGUGGUGCCAGUGAGAGCAUUUGGGUUGAGGAGGGAACGUUACGUGGACGGUGAUGAUCAAGUGAGUGAUCGAGUGACUGAGUGAUUGAGAGUUGGAUGGGAGCGCGGUUACAUGGUUACACGACAGGUGGAUGGAUGCGUUGUUGGGAAAAGGUUGUCCCAACGUCAUGUUAGGAGGUAGCGAGGUUUAUUGAUUAGCACGAGGUUGGUGAGGAGCUUUGUGCUGGGAGGAGACGAUAUGAGUGAGGACUUAAUAUGAUGUAGGGUAGGGGUAGGAUAUAUUGUAGUGUAAUCUAUUGUAGUGUUGUCGGGCAACCGGAAGUGGAUGGUGUGCUGUGUGGAGCAAGAGGAGAGGAAGUCUCGCGGCAUGUGAAAUGUUGAAAGGCUUUUUUGAAGACGAAGAAGAUUGGCUAGAGUUUGAUGUGCAAGGUUUGUUCCUCCAAAUUUCAAGACUUGGCUUGGAUUUAUGGCUUGAGACAUCAUACAUC